AUGGCCACCACAACAAUACGGCUCAAGACACCGAAUAGUAGUGGGAUUGAGAAUGGAAUGCAGGUAGCAUGGAAUGUUUUGCAUCGCUCCCAAAUCUAUGGUGAUUAUUCGUCUGUCUCGAAUAUCCCGGGAAUAGGUGCCGACACUGUAUUUCUCCGCCAUGCGAUCGAUAGGUCGAGUCACGGCAAAGACUCGCCCUACCGCGCCGGGAGUCGAACAACCUGCAUCGCCAAGACCUCUAGAGCUUGGAUGCACUCAAGCAGUGCAGCGGAUCAUUCUCAGGCCCGUCCAGUCACCCCGCCACCUGAAGCGAAGCCGCGUACCGGUAGGUGCCUACUCGCUAUUCUAUUUGCGAGCACCCUGUACUCGAUGGCGUCGCGCCCGCCUGGAACGCUCCGCCGAUUAAUCUUCUGGUUGCAGGGUUCGCCGGUCGACGGGCAAGAAUCUUUCAAGAAGCCGCGCCGCUCCGAGCGUCUGUCGCAGCGCGCUGACACCGCCGCCGAUCAUGACGGUCUUAAAACCCCGGUGCAGAACCGCCACCACCUCCCCUCGCCAGUGACGCACCUUACGAACGAGAGCACCGCCGAGUUUGACAAGGAAACCACGGCUACGCCUCCUCAAGACCACACCGCCGAGGAGACCUUUUCGCAGGGACUGGCUUUCAGCUCCCCUCCGCAGGACACCCAAGCAUUUAGCCAACAGGACUUUGACCCCAAUGCCCCACUCGUCGAGGGGGUUGAUGAGAUCAAGGAAGGUGUCUGGGGCUAUCUCCUACCGCUUGACACUCGCUUCGUGCGAGCGCCCGUGGUGUUCAAGAAAAAAGGGGUGUGCCCGCCACCCUCAGCAACGGCUGAGUCUCCCGCUGCCGCGGUCACGAAAAACGGUAGCAAAAAGGGCCAAAAAGGGUCAACAAAAGAACAAGAGCAAAAGGGCGGCUCACCAGCCUCUGGGGGAUAUGUUCUUGGGCGGCACCCGGAAUGCGACAUCAGAGUCAACGACAGGCAAGUUUCGAACCGGCAUCUCUUGAUCUUCGCCGAGAAUAAACGCAACGACACGGUUGCCGUGCUGGAGGAUAUUUCGAGCAACGGCACCAAGGUCAAUGGUGCUACCAUGCAACGAAACGACCGGCGGGAACUACGGGAGGGUGACGAGAUCUGGGUCACCAGUGCCAGCGCGGGCUUCAUAUUUCGCUAUCCCAGAUGUCGGCACGGGAAACCCUUUGCUCAGCAGUACGCAAUGAAGCAGGAGCUAGGAAGCGGCCACUUUGCCCAGGUGUUCCUGUGCAACGAAAAGUCCACGGGCGACUGCUAUGCCGUCAAGAGAUUUACCAAGAAGCCAGACGUGGACGAGAAAGCCAAGUACGAUGGCCUGCACCAGGAAGUCGCCAUGCUUAUGGGCAUCAGCCACCCCAACAUCCUGUGCCUCAAGGAGACCUUCAACGAACCCGAGGCCGUCUAUGUGGUGUUGGAAUUGGCGCCCGAAGGGGAACUUUUCCAGUACAUUACGGAGCACAAGCAGUUGAGCGAGGCCGAAUGCCGCAAGGUGUUUCUCCAACUGUUCGAGGGCAUCAAAUAUCUGCAUGACCGCAAUAUGGUUCACCGGGAUAUCAAGCCCGAGAACAUCCUCUUGAUGGACAACGACUUGACCGUCAAGAUUGGCGAUUUCGGUCUUGCCAAGAUUGUCGGCGAGGCCUCUUUCACCACGACGCUCUGCGGCACGCCCAGCUAUGUGGCGCCCGAAAUCCUUGUUAACAACAAGUCCCGCAGGUACACCAAGGCAGUCGACAUCUGGUCUCUCGGCGUGGUGCUCUACAUUUGCCUCUGCGGCUUCCCCCCAUUUUCCGACGAGCUGAGGAGGCCCGAUUUCCCCUACGACCUGUCGGACCAGAUCCGGAGAGGGCUCUUUGACUAUCCCUCGCCAUACUGGGACCCUGUCGGCGACCCGGCUCUCGACCUCAUUGACAGCAUGCUGGUCGUGGACCCCGAAAAGCGCUUCACCGUCGACCAGUGCCUCGCGCAUCCUUGGCUCACGCAGAAGCCGCCCGGCGUUAACGACAGCACUAACGGUCUUGUCUCGGGCCUCGCCGGGCUGGAAAUGAGCCGCCGCGCCCCUUUUAGGGAACGUACGCUAAUCAGUUCCAUCAAUACGUACAGGGUGGCGGAGCGCGUCCCUGCCGGCGCGGGCAAACCCGACGUCAAGGUUUACGCGAAAAACACCAAGGGUCCGAUGGGGGCACCACCGACGCCUAAGAGGGAGAUGCGGCCGGACGACAAUCGCGACCCUAGCGAGUUUAUGGAGAUGGGUGGGAAGGGUGACCAAGAGUUGUUCGGCAACGAUGGGGGCAGCCGGUAUCCGACUAAGGACAUCGCCGGGACGGGGCCGGCGGGGACGGAGGGGAAGGUAAAGGGAAAGGGUAAGGCUAAAGGGGGACGCUAA
This is a messenger RNA of Chaetomium globosum CBS 148.51, 2436 nucleotides long. RefSeq lists its product as uncharacterized. The record is from RefSeq and is a predicted model, not a curated record. Gene Ontology annotation, cellular component: nucleus. Lineage: Eukaryota; Fungi; Ascomycota; Sordariomycetes; Sordariales; Chaetomiaceae. The transcript has 6 exons. Bases 1 to 2436 code for a protein of 811 amino acids. Gene Ontology annotation, biological process: mitotic DNA damage checkpoint signaling; protein phosphorylation. Gene Ontology annotation, molecular function: protein serine/threonine kinase activity; ATP binding; protein binding.